Molecule: messenger RNA, 1356 nt
Organism: Ambispora leptoticha
Lineage: Eukaryota; Fungi; Glomeromycota; Glomeromycetes; Archaeosporales; Ambisporaceae
Source: the annotation of a GenBank genome assembly
AUGACACACGAUAAAUUUCCAAAGGACGAAGAAAAUUCAAGUCUUGUAGACUUGUUCGAAGGUGAGCAAGGCGUCGAGGAGGAUUCAGACGCGGAAAAUUGGUUCCCGCCAACUAAAAAACAAGUUCAAGAAACAAAGGAACCACCUCUGCGCGAAACCUCUGCUGAAAAAGAAGAAACUCUCAAAUCAAAAUCACAACAGAAAGAAAGCAAAGUUCAGGGAGAAGAGGAGCAAGAGGAAAACAAAAAUGACGCUGUUCGACAACUGCUUGCGCAAGAAAAAUCCCAACAGAAUCGGUUAAAGACAACACCCACAACAGCAGGAGAAAAAAUUCCCUCAAUUUCAAAAGCGCCGGAAGAAUCACCAAAAAUAGUUACAACGAAAGGAUCCGAAACUGCUAGAGAAAAAAUCGUCGAGUCGGCGGCAAGCUUUUUAUCGAGCCCAAAUGUUAAGAAGGCAAGCAUGUCGAAGAAAAUUGCAUUUCUAAAGAAAAAAGGUUUAACCGAAAAAGAAAUUGAAUUGGCAUUGGAACGAUCACAAAGAGAUGACAUUACUUCUGAAGAUGACCCUUUUAGCUCAUUACCAAUAGUAUCCGAGACAAAUAAUUUAACUACUCCACCGAGAUUACCGCCGCGAACAUAUAAAAUGCAAGACACGUUGCCCUUGACAUCAGCUGCAACGCCGGUUGUAUAUAAUUCUCUAUCGAAUAACUUGGUUCAAACUCCUCCCCCAGCUUCCCAAUCAAAAGUCGCUACACUCAAAAAAUUGAUUGUGGUAUUAUUUGUUACCGGUGGAAUCAGUGGUGCAUUAAUUCAUGCAAUCAAGAAUUACAUAUUACCUGCAGCACGUGCAAUUAUGGUAGCACAACGUCAACUUUAUCAACAUCAAUUGGAACUUAUCAGAAAACUGAAUGAAAAUCUUGGAACGUUCAAUUUCGUUAAUCGUGUUUCUUCUGCUAAUGGACAAGCAUUAACAACCUCGUCAGACGGAAGCUAUUCUUUGGAUACAACUUCUCCAAAACCAGCUGAGAUUCUCGUACCAAUUCAUACCACAAUACUCGCAAUCGCUCAUCUCCUAGAAACAACCAACAAGAGGAAUGCCGAAUCAAAAACAAUACCCGAUGCACUCGCUGCACUCAAUGAUCUCUCCUCUUUUCUCUCCACGAAAUUAUACGAUUAUUCUUCAUGGUCAAGUGUUCAUGAAAGAGAUUCUCCCGUUUCUCAGUGCAAGAGUCAAAUCAGAAGUAUUAAAGGCUUGUUGAUUAGUCGUCGUACUUUUCCCAAAGUUCCAACUUUACCUUCAACCAUUAACAAUCUAGGGAAACAGCAAACUCGUGUAACUCCUAAUAAUGAGUAA